AAACCUAUACUAAGUUGGUACAAGCUUUCCAUGACCUUUUUCUAGUGAAGCCGACCGAUUUAUUAACCCUAACUUUUUGUUCAUUUAUUUGAAUAGUCUUUUCUCCUCCUCCUAUUAUCAUCAUCUUUCCCCUACCAACUCUGCCUUUGGUUUUAUAUUGUGGGUAAAGUUAUAGAAAGUCUUCCUUCUUCUAGUUCGUUCUUUUCUCUUCUACAUUUUAGUUUGUGUGGGAAGUUCUAACCACUGUAUCUUUUAUCUUCUAUUGCAACAGUGCUGUUUGAUUGUUUCUGUUUUCUUAUAUUUCGAUGGAACAAAAAGAUUCUCCAACUUUAGUUGACAAAAGCUUUCCUCUUUUCUCUAAGCCCCGUAGAGCCAAACCAAGUGAAACCCCUAAGCCCUCCCAACACCCUAUUCCCCAAACUCCCCAAUUGGAAAAAUUUUCCUCCUCAUCCGCCGCUGCUGAUGCCACCUCAAUUUCUGCUUUCUCCGACCUGGGCCUAGCCGAAUGGGCCAUCCAAACAUGCAAAGAACUCGGAAUGCGAAAACCAACGCCGGUUCAAACCCACUGCAUACCUAAAAUACUUGCUGGUCGUGACGUGUUGGGGAUAGCUCAGACGGGAAGUGGCAAAACAGCGGCGUUUGCUCUACCAAUAUUGAACCGUUUAGCGGAGGAUCCUUAUGGGGUUUUUGCGCUGGUGAUUACUCCGACGAGGGAGCUUGCUUUUCAGUUGGCAGAGCAGUUUAGAGCAUUGGGGUCUUGUUUGCAUUUGAGGUGUUCGGUGGUGGUGGGUGGAAUGGAUAUGAUUACGCAGGCGAAAGCCUUGGUUUCAAGGCCGCAUGUGGUUGUGGCCACACCUGGAAGAGUCAAAGUUUUGCUUGAAGAGAAUCCUGAUAUUCCUAAAGUCUUUCAAAGAACGAAGUUUUUAGUUUUGGACGAAGCAGAUCGAGUUUUGGAUGUUGGCUUUGAGGAGGAACUAAGAGUGAUUUUCCAAUGCUUGCCAAAAAAUCGACAAACUUUGUUAUUUUCUGCAACAAUGACCAGUAACCUGCAAACACUGUUAGAGCUUUCUGCCAACAAGGCCUACUUCUAUGAGGCUUAUGAAGGCUUCAGGACAGUUGAAACACUUAAGCAGCAGUAUGUUUUCAUCCCAAAGACUGUGAAGGAUGCUUAUCUUGUUCACAUUUUGACUAAAAUGGAAGAUAUGAAUAUCCGCUCAGCCAUGAUAUUCACCUCAAGAUGCAGAGAUUGUCAUCUUUUAAGUUUGUUAUUAGAAGAACUUGAAGUGGAAGCUGCAGCUCUGCAUUCAUUAAAAUCACAGGCACUAAGGCUUUCAGCAGUGCAGCAUUUUAAAUCUGGAAGAGUUUCUAUACUGCUGGCUACUGAUGUUGCUAGUCGUGGUUUAGACAUUCCUACUGUUGAUCUUGUCAUUAAUUAUGACCUUCCAAGGUAUCCUAGGGAUUAUGUUCAUCGUGUGGGACGAACUGCAAGGGCUGGUAGAGGAGGAUUGGCUGUGAGCUUUGUUACUGAGAAUGAUGUGGAUCUUGUUCAUGAAAUAGAAGCGGAACUAGGAAAACAGUUGGAAAAAUUUGAAUGCAAAGAGAAUGAAGUCCUGUCUGACUUCACAAAGGUAUUGAAAGCUAAACGUGUGGCCACGAUGAAAAUGAUGGACGAUGGGUUUGAGGAGAAAGUGAAAGAACGUAAAAAGCAGAAACUCAAGACGCUAGCAGAGAAAGGAUUAUUGAAGAAAAGGAGUAAGAAGAGAAAGCGUGAAAAGGCUAGUGCUAAACCUAGUGAUAAGUGAUACAAAGUUUAUUUAGCAUCUGAACCCUUACGAUCUCCACUGCAGCAAUGUAAGCUCCAUUUUUGUCCCAGGGAGCAAUUUUGCAUCUGUUUUUUUUUUUUUUUUUUAAAUAUUAAUCUCAUUAUAGGUUUUUUAUCAUAUCUGUUUUUUUUACUACAAUGUCUAAAACUAUUCAAAGUCUUUUUUCAAUUAUUAAAUAGGAGGAUAAUACGCUUCAGUAUACUCGAAUUCAUGUCCUCCUGUAAUCCUGCAAUCGGCAACUUCAUGUUGCGAAUGCGAUAAGGCUAGUGCUUCUGUUUUUAUAUUUCUUUACAAUAGUUGUUUGUCAAAUGAUGAUUCUGAGCCUGACUGGAAAUUAUUUUUAAUCAUUCUCUUAUUUAUUACAUAAAUUAUAGAAAGUAACAUAAAGAAAAUGAUUAUGAAA
Molecule: messenger RNA, 2226 nt
Organism: Gossypium arboreum
Lineage: Eukaryota; Viridiplantae; Streptophyta; Magnoliopsida; Malvales; Malvaceae
Product: DEAD-box ATP-dependent RNA helicase 36
Exons: 6
Coding region: 306-1802 (498 amino acids)
Molecular function (GO): ATP binding; nucleic acid binding; RNA helicase activity
Source: RefSeq, a predicted model, not a curated record